AUGGCUGACAAAGGCAAAAAGGGCAGACCCGGGCCCGCACCAGCCCCAGCCCCAGCUCCGGCCGCCGCAGCCGCAGCCGCGCCGGGGGCGGCCCCUCCUCCGGGCGACAAGCCUGAGGAAAAGACAGAGGAGAAGAAAAAGUCCGUGCAGCCCAUGGAUGAAGUGGGAGCGAGGAAGGGGUGUCGCCGUUACAUGUGGGAAUUCAAGGACAGCAAUAGAGAGUUCUGGGUUAUGGGGUACGCUGAGGUCAAGCUCAUUAGCUUGGGCUGCCUAAUAGGUUCGCUGAUCAUGUUCACGGGGACCACUGUGCACCCCCUCCUGACACUCAUCAUCACCAUGGAGUUGUCCAUCUUCAUCUUCUUCAUCAUUAUCUACACCUUCGCCAUCCAGAGAUACACGCCCUUCAUCCUGUGGCCCAUUUCUGACCUUCUCAACGACCUGUUCUCCGGUACCUUCCUCGUGGGGGCCGCCGUCUUUGCCGUGAAAAGUCGGCAAACCAUGCCAAUCCACUAUAUUUAUGGUGUGAUCCUUAUCGGUGUGGCUGCACUUUUUGCUUUAAUAGAUGUUUGUCUUCAAAAGAAACACUUCAAAGGCAAGAAGGUCAAAAGGCAUGUGCUGAUUCCUCCAGGAAAGGAUAAAGAGGGCGAAAAGCCAACGGAAGGAGAAAAACCAGGGGAAGCAGGCAAGGGGAGGGCAGCGGUACAGCCGCCACCACCGCCGCCACCGCCGCCUGCCAAGGGCGGCAAGAAGUGA
Mesoplodon densirostris (Blainville's beaked whale) is the source of this 753-nucleotide messenger RNA. It is a transcript of the gene CMTM2, whose product is annotated as CKLF like MARVEL transmembrane domain containing 2. The transcript is spliced from 4 exons. The coding region runs from base 1 to 753 and encodes 250 amino acids. NCBI's taxonomy places the organism in Eukaryota, Metazoa, Chordata, Mammalia, Artiodactyla, Ziphiidae. The record is from RefSeq and is a predicted model, not a curated record.